UGUUUCGAAAUUAUGAAUAAUGGACAUAUUUCUCAAAAGUUUGUGUGUAUUCAGAGCCAUAACAUCUCCAAAAAUGUAUCCUUUAAUGCCCCUUCUACAGACUCAGGGAUAUACCUAUGCUUGUCCUUCUCAGGUGUGAAUGUGCAAACAGGGGAAAAUCCACUUCAGAGACUCACUCAGGCAUGUCUCAGCUUACGCACAAGGAAUUUGUCCUCUUCAAACAUAUCCUGAUUUUGACUCUUUGCUCGAAAUUAAUCAGUAAUCUGGAGGGAAAAAAUUCUAGAAUCUGAUUUGUGCAAUCAAGAAUCUGUCUUCAUGAGCACACUGGAGAUUUAUGUUCAGUGUCCAUGGAUGCAGGAAACUGGUCAAGAGUAACUGAGUUUGUCCUCAUCAGCUUCUCUUCCCUGCCUACUGAAAUACAGACCUUGCUCUUCCUGGCAUUUCUAGCCAUCUACCUGAUCACUCUGCUGGGAAACAGCCUCAUCAUUCUGGUAACCUUGGCUGAUCCCAUGCUGCAAAGCCCAAUGUACUUCUUCCUCAGGAACUUGUCCUUCAUAGAGAUUGGCUUCAACCUGGUUAUUGUGCCCAAAAUGUUGGGGACCUUGAUUGCCCAGGACACAAGCAUCUCCUUCCUUGGCUGUGCCAUUCAGAUGUAUUUCUUCUUCUUCUUUGGAGUGGCUGAAUGCUUCCUCCUGGCCACCAUGGCAUAUGACCGCUAUGUAGCCAUCUGCAGUCCCUUGCACUACCCAGUCAUCAUGAACCAAGGGACACGUGCCAAACUGGCUGCUGCCUCCUGGUUUCCAGGAUUUCCUGUAGCCACUGUGCAGACCACAUGGCUCUUCAGUUUUCCAUUCUGUGCCACCAACAAGGUGAACCACUUCUUCUGUGACAGCCCACCUGUGCUGAGGCUGGUCUGUGCAGACACAGCUCGGUUUGAGGUCUAUGCCAUUGUUGGCACCAUUCUGGUCGUCAUGAUACCCUGCCUGCUGAUUCUAUGUUCCUACACUCGCAUUGCUGCGUCCAUCCUCAAGAUUCCAUCAGCCAAAGGGAAGCACAAAGCCUUCUCCACUUGCUCCUCACAUCUCCUGGUUGUCUCUCUUUUCUAUGUGUCUUUAAGCCUCACUUACUUUAGGCCUAAAUCAAAUAAUUCCCCUGAAAGUAAGAAAUUAUUAUCAUUGUCCUACACUGUUGUAACUCCUCUGUUGAACCCCAUCAUCUAUAGCCUGAGAAAUAAUGAGGUGAAGAAUGCUCUAAGUCGAACCUUCCACAAGGCUCUGACCCUCAGAAACUUAAUCCUAUAG
This is a messenger RNA of Peromyscus leucopus (white-footed mouse), 1301 nucleotides long. RefSeq names its product olfactory receptor 10A5. Gene Ontology annotation, molecular function: G protein-coupled receptor activity; olfactory receptor activity. Gene Ontology annotation, cellular component: membrane. The record is from RefSeq and is a predicted model, not a curated record. The coding region runs from base 348 to 1301 and encodes 317 amino acids. The transcript has a single exon. NCBI's taxonomy places the organism in Eukaryota, Metazoa, Chordata, Mammalia, Rodentia, Cricetidae. Gene Ontology annotation, biological process: G protein-coupled receptor signaling pathway.